Molecule: messenger RNA, 3784 nt
Organism: Athene cunicularia (burrowing owl)
Lineage: Eukaryota; Metazoa; Chordata; Aves; Strigiformes; Strigidae
Gene: PIGF
Product: phosphatidylinositol glycan anchor biosynthesis class F
Exons: 6
Coding region: 241-900 (219 amino acids)
Biological process (GO): GPI anchor biosynthetic process
Cellular component (GO): endoplasmic reticulum membrane
Source: RefSeq, a predicted model, not a curated record
GCGCUCCGCUCGCCCGGCUCUUAAAGCGCGGCGCUUCUGUGUCCGCGGGCUUGGGGGGUGGUUUUUAAACGAACGGCGUUCUCCUGCCCCCAAAAGAAUCGCUUUCGCCCCCAAACUGAGCUCGGGGCGCAGCCUUGAGUAUGGCGGCUAGGAGAAAUCUGGCCCUGUAGCGCGGCCGCUGUGUUGCAGUAACGGGGUGCCACUUGCUGUCUUGCAGGUGGCCGGUCAAUAGGGAACGCAAUGAAAGAAGCAGAAAUAAGGAGGCUCUUGGCUGCCAACCUCCUCUGUGUUUUUUCCAUCAUUCUGUCAGCGGUUGUUCCAUCUUUCUUCUGGGAUGGAUUCACGGUUUUGGGGACACACCUCGCGUGGCUGUGUAUUUGUUCUGUUUGUGUUAGUACCCUUAAUAUAAUCUUGCACUUAGUCCUUAAACCAAAUCAGUCUCAUAAGAGAAGUUCAUUUGCUCACAAGAUAUCCAGAUUUCUAAAAUGCUGUAUAUACUUUUUCAUGUCUUGCAUACUAUUUCAUGCGAUUAUUGUUCUUUAUGGAGCACCUCUCAUAGAGUCAGUGACUGAGACAUUUUUGUUUGCAGUUCUCUUGUCUACCUUUACUACUUUACAAUGCUUGUGUAUGCUGGGGCCAAACAUACAAGCAUGGAUACGGGUAUUUAGUAAAAAUGGAGCUAUGUCCAUCUGGGAAAGUAGUCUACAGAUUACUACCAUAUGCAGUAUACUUGGAGCUUGGUUUGGAGCAUUUCCUAUUCCUCUUGAUUGGGAUCGGCCUUGGCAGGUAUGGCCCAUUUCCUGUUCCCUCGGAGCUACCUUUGGCUAUGUGGCUGGCCUGAUUAUUGCGCCUCUGUGGAUACACUGGAACCGGAAGCAGCUUACGUACAAAAGCAGAUAACUGGAGCAAUGAGAGACAAGGUGGAUUUGUUUUAAUGUGUCCAGAAUUUGGUUAUUUCUCUUCCUGGCAUUUACCCACUCAUAAACAGAGGUCUUAAGGAACCUUCUGUAUGCAGACUGAAGAAUGAUAUUGCAGUUCUGCAGCAUUAUGUUCUUCUUCAUUUCAAGGGUUUGCUCAGACUAAAAGCAGAAUGCAGUGGCAUAUUUCAAGUUGUACAAUUGAUUUUGAAGUAAUACUUUUGCCCAAUUCCACAGAUAUCAUCUGAGAGGCAGUUAAGAACACACAAACUGUAUUCCUAACUCUGCCACUAGCACAAUAUGUAGCCCUGAGCAAAUUAUUAUCCUCUCUCUACUUGCAUCUUCCCAUCCGUAGGGGUUUGCUAUCUUAAUAAUGCAUUAGUCUUUGCAAAGCACUCCAAAAACCUUUGAUGUACAUAGCUUAUGUGCAGUGGGAUAUUUUUAAAAAAAUAAUCUAAGACAGAGUGAAUUCUAGUAAUUUCUGGACAACCUUUCUGACCCACAGAAAGCAUUAUUUCCUUGUAUAUAUUAGGAAACUGAGGCAUACUGAGAUCUCCUAGUACUGGAGCCCUGUAGGUCCCCUCUUACAGUAUGACACUCCUCCCUGCUCAAGUUAAAGUGACAAGGACAGAAGACCUUAACCCUUCUCUCAGUAAUGUGAGACCACAGGCCCCUUUCUCCUCUGGAAUGGUAUUAGGGUCUCUCUAUUCAAUCUGGGGAGACGAAAGGCAAUUAGAGGAGUUGCCUUUGCAGUCAAUACCUUCCCAUGCCUUGACCAAGACCUUUGGGGAAAUUCACAGCUCAGAUUUGCUGUUGCAGGUAGCGAAGAAGAUGCUAACCCAGAUCUGUGUUUGAUUUUUGCUCCUUGCAAAUAUGAGGGCUAGUGUCUUUAAGCAAACAGGAGAAACCAAAUUCUGCUGUCGUUAACGUUGUGGCAGGAGCCCUGAGCAAGGUGUGUCAUGCUUAUGUUUUAAUCCAGGCCCAGUGUUUUGUACUCUGAAGGAACCAAAGUAGUUUUCUGUGUUUUGCAGCUUAGGAAUGGAAUCUUAACAGUAUGUCUCCAGUUAUAUCAUACUGACAUACUCUCAUAAACAAAAGAAUAAGCCUGUUUCUUUUCUAUGCUGAGAAGGUAUAAAGUGGAUGGAACAAAAUAAAGCUUGCACCACUGGAAGAAAAACUGGAACUCAACAACUCUAGGUUUGUGAUCUCUGUGUUAGCAACCAUCUGUUGCUUUCACAGCUUACAACAGCAAUCAUAAGAGGAGGUUCUCACUCCCAACCAUCUGUUUUUAGAAGGGAAGCUAAAAAUAGACAUCGGGCAGAGUUGCUAAAGGAAUCCAACCUUCAUGCAGUGAAGGGUAAUCACUACUGCUGCUCAGAGGGUCUCAGUGAGGCACACAUAUGUAACUAGCUGGUUUCUGCAGAGCAAAAUCCCAGCUAAAAGUCCAAGUUUUAACUCAUUUCAUAGUAGGCCCUGCUAACAACUGUUAAAAGUCCUCUCUCAAUAUGAAUUGCCAUGCUUUUAAUUUUUGAAGUGCAUUUCAAAGCUAUCCUUCCAGACAGCAUUCUUCAUAGUUUUCCUCCCUGAAAAUAAAUUUCUGUUUCAGAAGGCCCCCUGUAGUAUUUCGGAAAACAUAACAAGUGAACCAUAAAGACUGUUGGAUCUAACAUGUGCCAUAGGGACUUAGUAACAGCUCACAGUUACCCCAGUGGACGCAUCCUGCCAUCUUCCCCAGGUUAUUUGGAAUUAAAGGCUGAUCUGCAGCUUUGCCAUAAGCACCAGGCUGAGCCUCCGAAAGCAACUGUCUGCUCUAGAAGCGCACCAGGAAACAAGACUUCACCCCGCUGAAUCACCCUGUGGUUUUGGAUUCUACGAGAUGCCUGGGUGGGGGAGGAGAUAGAGGGAAGUGGUCUGUACUGCCCAGUGCCAUGCACAAAUUGCUUCCCUGGCUACAAAAACUCUUCUGAAUUUUUUCCGUCCGGGCUGUGUGACCCUUUGCAAGGAAGGAGGGUGGAGCGUUGCCAGGACACUGGGGCUUCCUGGCACCACCACCCACAAAGCACCACUAAUGCUGGACCAUUGGGCAAGUUGCAAUUUGGACUAACACAACGUUGCCAUAAAAUGGCUGCUCAUCCAAUUCUGCAACCCAGGCCCUGUUACGCUAUCGCUAAGUUGGAUUUUUCAGAUGUCUACAUCUGUAGCCACUAGCUUCUGAACACAGAAAACAAGAUAUGGUGAUCAUUCCCUGGUUGCCGGGGAGAAGCGCCCUACAGACCCUCUGUCUCUUCACAGGCUUCUGGGGAUAUAGCUUGCAUUGCUAAAGAACGCAGAAUCGUCCUGUUGUGGCUUGUUCACAAGGUUUCUCAGGGAGUGCAAAAAUUGGGCCCAGCAUCUAUUUUUAAUUUAAAGAAAAGGCUGCAAGAAUGCAGGCUAAGUGCUCUUCCAUUGUAUUCUAAAAAUGAAUUAAGCUGAUCUAAAUCCAUCUCUUAAUUCCUGUGAGGAGGACUGUUCAUAGGAGGUAUGAAUUAUACACUGAAAAAGCCCAGGGUUUAUGAAUUACUAUUUUUUUGACAAAACUUUCCUUCUGGCAUAUUUGAAGACUGUGUGGCUGCUUACGUGUCUGAAUAAGCUCUUCUGUAUAGCGAGAAAUAACUAGCUGGAAGAUGGAACCUAGUAAAAUGGAUUUUAGAGCAUUAGAGACAAAAAAGACAGAAUAUUCCUUCAAUAAUAUACAAAAUUGCCUUUAAGUGAUCACAAUUGAUCCCAGUCUUAAUGUGGGAUUAAAUACUGUCCAAAUCCUUCAUCUUGCCAUGUGGUGAUGCUAAACUAUUUUCCUACACAUUCUCAACAGAACAUUCCCUCUCUUC